Messenger RNA from Esox lucius (northern pike), 2853 nucleotides. RefSeq lists its product as uncharacterized. The record is from RefSeq and is a predicted model, not a curated record. The coding region runs from base 1354 to 2691 and encodes 445 amino acids. The transcript is spliced from 4 exons. Lineage: Eukaryota; Metazoa; Chordata; Actinopteri; Esociformes; Esocidae.
UUUCCGUUGUAUGUCUUGGGUAUUACUUUAGUUACCAUGUUAUUUUUAUUUGCCUUUUAGCAAGACCCAGCUUUUUUUGACAUGCGUAUCAAGCACAUGAGCGAUACUUUGCAGCAGAAUCAGACUUCAGAAGACCAGAAUCCAGUUUUGACCAUCAGCCCUGUACAGACAUCCAGUCAGCAAGAAGUUGCAAAGGAUUCAACUACACCUCAUGGUUCAAGCAUCCUACACAAUAAAGUGGAAGUCAAUGUGCAGGUACUCUUUCAUGAGAAACAGAAAACGGCUGACUACCAAGAAGAAUCAAGUGACGGCAAUGAUGACAUUCAACAUGGCACUACAGAGAAUGAAAUUAUGGAGAAAACGCCCAGCAAUGAAAGCCAUGUAUCUCCUUUAUGGACAGUGUCAGAAUGCAGUGAGAAAGCACUACAUGAACAAAAAAGAAAAGAGCAUGAGUUGCUCCUCCUAGCUCUAAAAUUAAAACAUGGUUUGACCGAUGAAGCACUAGAAGACAUGCUUCAAGUCAUAAAUGCUAUCACCAGUAAACACUCAGUGUCAGCUACUAAACAUCACUUCUACAAAAACAUGACUGAUUAUAGGGACUAUAUUAUUAUCAAGCAUUUCUGUUCAGAUUGUAUGGUCUUAAUGGAAACAAAAGAUGAAAAAGUAGGUUGCAGAAUUUGCGGCAAACAAGUUGAUGCAAAGGAGCACGUGAAAUCGGGCAACUUUUUUAUUGUUCUCCCUCUAGAAGCACAACUACGAAAUAUUAUUGAACAACACAAGUUUUUGCAGUUGACCGUCAAUAACAAGGAUGACGUAAAUGGACACUUGGGUGAUGUAUGUGAUGGUGUGCUCUAUAAAAAGACCUUGCAAAUCUUCACAACUUUAAAUGAUUGCCCCAAUUUUUCAAUCACCUUUAGUUGUGAUGGUGUACCUUUAUUCAAAUCCUCUUCACAGUCCAUAUGGCCCGUGUUGUGCACUUUAAAUGAACUACCUCCCGAUCUGAGAUCUGACCAUAUUAUGUUAACAGCAUUGUGGUUUGGAGCUAAAAAGCCCCCGAUGAACAUGUAUCUUGAACCAUUUGUGAAUGAGUGCAUGGAUCUACAUGAGCGUGGCUUUGAUUGGGUUACAUCUGAUGGUGUACAUGGUACCAGCAAAGUAUAUGCUUUAAUACUUGUAAGUGAUUCCGUUGCCCGUCCACUCCUACAGAACUUUAAGCAGUUCAAUGGGGAGUUUGGAUGUUCUUUUUGUCUUCAGAAGGGAACAGUUGUCGAACGUGGUCGGGGAAAGGCCAGGGUUUACCCAUUUGAGGAAAAUAUAGAACUUUGAUGUCAAAGUCAGACUUUGGAGCUAGUUAUGAGAGCUGUUGAGACGGGCACACCUUCAGCAGGUGUGAAAGGACCGUCGGUGUUGUCCCUUUUACCUGGAUUUGAUAUAAUUGAGGGAUGUGUCCCUGAUUACAUGCACAGUGUCCUCCUUGGAGUUACAAGAUCUAUCACUUCGCUAUGGUGUGACUCUGAAAACCACCAAUCUCCUUGGUACUUAGGCAGGUCCAUACAACAAAUUGACAAACUACUGUUAAAAAUAAAGCCCCCAAGUAAUGUCUCCAGAACACCUCGAUCCAUAAAAGAAAGACGUUACUGGAAAGCCCAUGAAUGGCUGAUGUGGCUACUUUACUACAGUAUCCCCAUUCUUAAGGGGAUUCUACCUGAGAGAUACCUUAAUCAUUGGCUGAAACUUGCAAGUGGCAUAGCUUUGCUGCUAACCACAUCGAUUUCAUCUCGGCAGCUUUUAGAAGCACAGGACCUUCUUCAUCAGUUUGUAUCUGAGAUGGAGCCCCUUUAUGGUAUAGGCAAUGUCAGCUUUAAUGUUCACCUCUGCCUUCAUCUCUCUAGAAGUGUCCAGAAUUGGGGGCCAUUAUGGGCCCAUUCUGCCUUUCAAUUUGAGGCCUAUAACAUGGACUUGAUCGAAAUGGUGAAAAGCACCCAGUCUGUGCCCAUCCAAAUAUGUAAAGUUUUCUGGAUGAAAAAAGCACUUCCACUGUAUGCCAGUCAAACACUGAAAAAUCCCUCCUCAGAGUGUAGUGCUGUUCUUGGGCAGUUAUUGAGUGGAAAACGAGAGCGAAAGCAUGCAGUGAGGUGUUUGGGAAUUACAGCUUUUGGACCACCCAAGAAAAAAAUGAUGGCACAUGAUGACUACAUUGCUUUGCAUAGUGUUGGUGAUAGGGUGGAGAAGCAGGUUGUAGAAUAUUAUGAUCGAGUGUUUGUCAAUGGUGCGAUCGUUCACUCCCAGGCAUACCACCGUUCAAAGAAGAGAAAUUCAACUGUAGUUUGUUUAAAAACUGAAAACACAUACUUCUCAGUUAAAACAUUCAUGGUGACAGAUGUAGGAAACGGCAGUACUUGUUAUGCUAUUGGUCGCUUUUUUGAGGAGGGGAAGCACUGCUUUUCUGCUUGUGUUCAAAAUCCUCUACACUUUCAUUCAGUUGAGAAGGUGCUGUCUCACCUAACUGCUGUACAUGCCUCAGCAAUUGAACACAAAUGUGUGUACAUGCCUUUAGAACAGCACAGAUGUGAUUACAUUUUGAAUUUUCUUAACUAUUAUUUUGGUCUUUUUUUGGUCUGGCAUCAGUGUCAUCAGUUUUUGCAGCUCUGCCAAGCUUUGUUGAAAGCACCAAAAGUUUGUUUUCUUUGAAUGCUAGUGGAGAACCCAGGGUUUGCAUAGCUGCUUAAGUUAAGAGAAAUGCGUUUAAAUUAAGGACCCUGGAUUUUUUAAGACAAACAAAACUGUAUAUUAUUCUGUAAUCUGUAUGCAUCUGCAUAUGUAGUGCAUGUAUGUACUUUCUUACAUAUAUUG